Schistocerca piceifrons (Central American locust) is the source of this 4332-nucleotide messenger RNA. It is a transcript of the gene Pkg21D, whose product is annotated as cGMP-dependent protein kinase, isozyme 1. The record is from RefSeq and is a predicted model, not a curated record. Bases 336 to 2243 code for a protein of 635 amino acids. NCBI's taxonomy places the organism in Eukaryota, Metazoa, Arthropoda, Insecta, Orthoptera, Acrididae. The transcript has 12 exons. Gene Ontology annotation, molecular function: cGMP-dependent protein kinase activity; ATP binding. Gene Ontology annotation, biological process: protein phosphorylation.
CCGCCAAGCUCAGCGCCGGCGCCGGCGACCACCUGCGCCGCCUGCACCUGCACCACCAGUCGCCACCGCCGCCGCCGCCGGCCGUCGUCUUCCCGGACGACUACGAGUACCUGCGCGGGCUGGUACCACAGCUGAAGCGCGAGAUCAAGGAGCUGGAGGGCAAGACCGACUCACUGGGCGCCGAGGUGGUCGACCUGCGCCGACAGCUCGCCACCAAGGAGCAGCAGGUGCUGCGCCUCCAGCGCGAAGUCCACAAGCUCAAGAGCGUGCUGCAGCAGGCGACCAGCUUCAGCCAAGAUGGGGACCUGCUGGCGUCACUGCACGAGCACCACAGCAUGCCGGGGCAGGCGCUGCCCCCGGCCGCCUCCGCCGCCUCCUCCAGCAAGAAGCAGGGCGUCUCUGGCGAGAGCACCGACGUGGGCCAGACUGCCGAUGACAUCCAGAUACAGCGUUACGAUAAGGAUUUCCGGUCCAAACAGCUGAUAAAAGACGCUAUUAUGGACAACGAUUUCCUGAAAAAUCUGGAUUCCAGCCAAGUGCGAGAGAUUGUGGACUCCAUGUAUCCGUUGGAAUACGGGAAGGGGAGCUUUGUAAUCAGAGAGGGAGAAGCAGGAUCACAUCUCUACGUGUCCGCCGAGGGUGAAUUCGAAGUUAUCAAGGAGGAUAAAGUUCUUGGAAGAAUGGGACCCGGGAAAGCCUUUGGAGAACUUGCCAUUUUGUACAACUGUACUCGGACAGCAUCCAUUAAAGUGGUGAACGACGCGAAGGUGUGGGUGCUGGACCGCAGAGUCUUCCAGCAGAUCAUGAUGCGGACCGGCCUGCAACGGCUCGAGGACAACAUCAACUUCCUGCGCAGCGUUCCUCUGCUCCGCAACCUCAGCAACGACGUUCUCGCCAAGAUCGCUGACGUCCUGGAAGUUGAGUUCUACCCGGCCGGCGCGCACAUCAUACGGCAAGGCGCGAGCGGGGACACGUUCUUCAUCAUCAGCGGCGGCUGCGUGAAGGUGACGCAGCGGCUGGCGGGCCGGCGCGAGGACGAGGAGAUCCGCACGCUGGAGCGCGGCGACUACUUCGGCGAGCAGGCGCUGCUCAAGGAGGACUGCCGCACGGCCAGCGUGAUCGCGCUGCCGCCCGGCGUCGAGUGCCUCACGCUCGACAGGGACUCCUUCAUCCAGCUCAUCGGAGACCUCAGCGAGCUGCACGAGAAGGACUACGGCGACGAGACGCGCGGCCUCUCCAGGCCCUCCAGCUCCUUCAGUCUCUACGCCGACGUCGAGGCGGAGUACGACUACAUCCGGCUGGACGACCUGGACGUGAUCGCCACUCUUGGUGUCGGGGGAUUCGGGCGCGUCGAGCUGGUGCAGUACAUGUACGACAGGAGCCUCACGUUCGCGCUGAAGUGUCUCAAGAAGCAGCACAUCGUCGACACGCAGCAGCAGGAGCACAUUUACAGCGAGAAGAACAUCAUGAUGAGCUGCCGAAGCCCCUUCAUCUGCAGGUUGUACCGGACGUUCCGGGACUCCAAGUACGUGUACAUGCUGCUGGAGGCUUGCUUGGGAGGCGAGGUGUGGACCAUUCUCAGGGACAGAGGCUGCUUCGACGAUCAUACGACUCGUUUCGUCACAGCCUGCGUCGUCGAAGCGUUUGAGUACCUGCACGCCCGAGGCAUCAUAUACCGGGACCUCAAGCCCGAGAACCUCCUGCUAGACACUCAGGGUUACGUCAAACUUGUGGAUUUCGGUUUCUCGAAGAGGCUCGGGUACAGCGCGAAGACCUGGACUUUUUGUGGAACGCCGGAAUACGUAGCGCCUGAAAUAAUACUGAAUAAAGGCCACGACCGAUCUGUGGACUACUGGUCGUUGGGUAUCCUCAUGCAUGAGCUGCUGACUGGCACGCCGCCGUUCACUGCAGCUGAUCCUAUGAAGACGUAUAACAUAAUUCUGAAGGGAAUCGACAUGGUGGACUUCCCUCGGCACAUCACGCGAGCUGCACAAAGUUUGAUAAAGCGACUGUGUCGUGACGCCCCCUCCGAGAGGCUUGGCUACCAGCGAGGAGGCAUUCAGGACAUCAAGAAGCACAAGUGGUUCCAGGGCUUUGACUGGGAAGGCCUAAGGCAUAGAACGUUACCAGCUCCCAUUGUCCAACAGAUAAGAGGCCCUACUGACACAUCAAAUUUUGAUUCAUAUCCAAAGGAUUUAGACAUCCCUCCAGAUGAAUUUUCAAAUUGGGAUUUGGAUUUCUGAUAUUUCUAUGGGUAGUAUUAAUGCAGCAUUUACAAAAUGGGCCAAAGUGCUUGCAUCUUGCUGUAAAACAAAGUAUUUCCCCUUUGCAGCAAGCUAAGCGGAAAUGCUAUGUUGAUAUGAAUCUAAAAGAAUAUUUUUAUUGCCAUUAUUUUCAAACACAAAUAACUGAACACCAAAUACUUAGCUUAUUGAAAUGAAAAUGUGGUGUAUGUGAGAUACUCUGGAUUUUUAUGUCUGAAUGUGUGCUUUACCUAGUAAACAUAACUGAUUGAAAGUCAGAACCUGUGUACACUACUCCAGAUAUUAAUUUAAAAAUUUAACAGUUUAUAUUUUUGAGAAUUUUUGGAAGUGUAACCAUAACAUCACUUUUAAUUUUCAAUAAUUGUAAAAUGUUUUGUAAAUAUGUAAAUAAUUUCAAGCUCUAACUUUUUGCACUGCCAAACAGUAUUGAUAACAAAACCAUAUAAUUCCAAAGGAAAAUGAUCACUAUAAAAAACCACUACAAUUUUCUGUAAAGCAGAUGAUGAAAAACAGAGUUAAACAAGUGUCCACAAGAAAAUAAUGGUCUAUUUUAUGAUAAACGCCAGUUUCUUAUAAAGUUAUUUCUCACUGAAAAGAAGCACUUGAAGUUGAUAGUCUCCAAUCUAUCUGUUUGAAAUUAAAUAAAUAUCUGAAAAACAUAUGACUGUAUUGGUUCAUAUGUAAAAUGAUUUUCAUUGCUGUUUAUCAAGAUUACCUUUAUUGUUUUUAAUCAUGAGCUUUUAUGUUUUUACUUCCUCAUCAGUGCUAUUACCUUGCUAUUUUUUAAAUAUCUGGAGCUGAUAUUAACAUAAAAUCUAUAAGAAGUAAAAGAUAUCUUUUCAGAAACUGACUGUCAGAUGUAAAUUUUCCUCAGAUGUUUUCUUUUGAUUAUAUAUAUCACAUUUCCUAUGUUACACAUUUGAAAUCAUAACUAGCAAGUUCCUUAAAAACUGUACUAAUCAUUAUUAUCCUCUGUGCCACCUAUUACGUGACAAAGUCAUAACUGUACUGUGACAUUGGUAAUAGAGGGCGAAUAGUCCUGAAAUAGUCAUGAGAUCUGUCUGUGCAAAUAAAUAAACCAUGAAAACUGUACUAAAGCAGGCAAGUUUAUAAUAACAAAGUCAUUUCAAAAAGAGAAAUGCAACACUAAUACACAGAAAGUGUUAAUGGUAAUGUUUUGUGAUAGUUGCAAAGGUGUGAAUUUAAUUUAUUAUAAUGUCAGCAAAAGUAAUGAAAGGUGCAACAAAGGUGCACAUCUCUCAAUAUAUACAAAUAGCAUUUUUACCUCCUUGAUCUGAAUUUGAAAUUGCUAGUGUCACACAUUUUAUUGCUAGUAAUAUUAAUUUCAGAAGCCCUUAUAAUAAGGUCAUGAGUAUGCCAUUGAUGCAUCUCAAUUCCUCCUCUUGCCCACAGUUAUUUUAUGUUAUGUCUUAUAAUAGUUUUUUUGCUACAUGGUUUGUGCUUUUUAUUUAGUUAGUAGUAUCAGCCAGUAAUCUGACUGUGUAAAGCACCUUCCUGAUUAUGUACACAUCUUUUUGAUUAGUGCUUUAAUGAUUAAUUUAUCAUUGUGCUACAAUCUUCUCAAUAAAUCUGGAGUUUGGCUAGAGUGGAAAAGAAUAAUCAGAAUGAUUCCCAUUUUAUAAUGCAAUAAUUCUGGAAACCACAUUAAAUAUAAUUGUACCAGUAAUGUCAAAACAGUGACUGAAGGGAUAUUCUUAAUAACUUUUCUUCUGUCCCAGAACUAUUCUUACUCUCAGAGCAUGAUGCUCUUCAGAAUACAAACUUAUAUUUUACAAAAAGAGUUCAUAUUUUUUGUAUUGCCAUUGUCCAAUUAAUUACUAAAUGGCAAUUUUUUCAAGUAAAUAAUAUUUUCUUUAAGCACAAAGGUUUUGUUAAUACAAACUAUAGGGCAAUAUAACAUUUAAGCUUUAAAAAUAUUAUUUAGUUUAGUGCAACUUUAUGAAAUGUCCUCAUCUGUUCUUGUAGAUCUGGACUUAACAUCACUAACAAUGUUAGUAUCAAUUCAUUAGUAACAAUUGUUAUCAUUUGUUGAAGUGGUUGAUACAUU